CGUGCGCCCGCCCGCGCACUUUCCAGUUCUUGCUGUCUGACUGGGGCGACCGGGUUCAUUCAUUCCCGGCCUGGGGACUCCUCGGUCCGCUCCAGCCACUGCCCCAAUCCCGCCUCGAACACCAGCACCCCUGGCUUCCAUUGCACAGACUGGGGAAACUGACGAGGUACAAUGGCAGAGAAGGUGCUGGUAACAGGCGGGGCCGGCUACAUCGGCAGUCACACGGUUCUGGAGCUGCUGGAGGCAGGCUACUCGCCCGUGGUCAUUGACAACUUCCAUAAUGCCAUCCGCGGUAAGGGAUCCAUGCCUGAGAGCCUGCGGCGGGUUCAGGAGCUGACAGGACAUUCUGUGGAGUUUGAGGAGAUGGACAUCUUGGACCAAGCGGCCUUACAGCAUCUCUUCAAGAAGCAUAGCUUUAUGGCGGUCAUUCACUUUGCGGGGCUCAAGGCUGUGGGCGAGUCAGUGCAGAAGCCUCUGGAUUAUUACAGAGUUAACCUGACGGGGACCAUCCAGCUUCUGGAGGUCAUGAAGGCCCAUGGGGUGAAGAACCUGGUGUUCAGCAGCUCGGCCACUGUGUAUGGGAACCCCCAGUACCUGCCCCUGGAUGAGGCCCACCCCACUGGGGGCUGUACCAACCCCUACGGAAAGUCUAAAUUCUUCAUUGAGGAAAUGAUCCGGGACCUGUGCCAAGCAGACCAGGCCUGGAACGCAGUGUUGCUGCGGUAUUUCAACCCCACGGGCGCCCACGCCUCAGGCUGCAUCGGGGAGGAUCCCCAGGGCAUCCCCAACAACCUCAUGCCCUAUGUCUCCCAGGUGGCCAUCGGCCGACGGGAGAUACUGAAUGUCUUUGGCAACGACUAUGACACGGAAGAUGGCACAGGUGUCCGGGACUAUAUCCAUGUCGUGGAUCUGGCCCAGGGCCACAUUGCAGCUUUGAAGAAGCUGAGAGAACAGUGUGGCUGCCGGAUCUACAACCUGGGCACAGGCACAGGCUAUUCGGUGCUGCAGAUGGUCCAGGCCAUGGAGAAGGCCUCCGGGAAGAAGGUGAAGAUCUAUGGCGCUGGCAGAAGCAGAACCCCGCAGGCUUUGGCACACAAGCAUGAAGACUGUCCUGUAUCUUGCACCAGAGAAGGGAAAGAGAACAACUGCUUGCUCUCCAGCUCUGGCAGGAAUGCAGGGGCCUCAGUACCCCUCUACCUCAAACCCCAGCUGGGCCUAUUCAGCCCACCAGGUCUGAGGCUGAGGACUCCUGGUAGGAGUAGGAGUCACUAACUCCUCUCUCCCACAGGGGUCAGGAACCCAGUGGGACCCCAAGAGCAAGUGGGGGAGACAGGGCCCUGGGAUAAAAGCCCCUCCACCAGGGCACUAAUUUAUACUGCUAUGAAGGCGCUUUCCAAAGUAUUUAAAAUAAAAUGUUUUCUUAU
Molecule: messenger RNA, 1424 nt
Organism: Condylura cristata (star-nosed mole)
Lineage: Eukaryota; Metazoa; Chordata; Mammalia; Eulipotyphla; Talpidae
Gene: GALE
Product: UDP-galactose-4-epimerase
Exons: 10
Coding region: 172-1272 (366 amino acids)
Biological process (GO): beta-D-galactose catabolic process via UDP-galactose, Leloir pathway
Cellular component (GO): cytosol
Molecular function (GO): UDP-glucose 4-epimerase activity
Source: RefSeq, a predicted model, not a curated record